CACUCCAUGUGUCCCUUCACAGUGUCCGUACGAGGCCUAGCUAGUAAGCUAACAAAAUAUCGGAAAGCGUAAACAAACGCUUAAAAUUCGUUACUCUUUAAUAAAUUAAUGCUUUUCGAUUGUAGUUCGUGUACUAAUACACAAGGUGAAUCUGGAGAGAAUCUCGCAGUCGUGUGUUGGAAGGUGAGAUUGGCGCUUUUCUUGCUAAUCUGCGUGCGCGCGGAGGGCGUGAUCUGAGGUAUAAUGGCUUUAGUGUCAGCAGACACCAAAAUCGCUGAGUUGCUAAAUGAGUUGCAUCAGCUCAUAAAGCAAACCCAGGAAGAGCGAUCGAGAAGCGAACACAACCUUCUCAACAUCCAGAAAACACAUGAAAGGAUGCAGACAGAAAAUAAAACCUCUCCAUAUUAUCGGACUAAAUUGAGAGGUCUUUACACCACAGCUAAAGCAGAUGCUGAGGCAGAAUGCAGUAUACUUCGACGGGCGCUUGACAAAAUUGCUGAAAUUAAAUCUCUUUUGGAGGAGAGACGGAUUGCUGCGAGAAUGGCAGGAGUGUACAGCGACAAUGACCCACCCAGAAAGACCAUGCGCAGAGGAGUCCUGAUGACCCUUUUACAACAGUCAGCCAUGACACUUCCGCUAUGGAUCGGCAAACCUGGCGAAAGUCCUCCACCUCUGUGUGGCGCUAUACCUGCAAGCAGCGACUAUGUGGCUAAGCAGGGGGACAAAGUGGCGGCUCGAGUGAAGGCUGUGGAUGGUGACGAACAGUGGAUUCUUGCUGAAGUUGUCAGCUACAAUCACUCCACUAACAAGUAUGAGGUCGAUGAUAUUGAUGAAGAGGGUAAAGAGAGACACACGUUGAGUCGAAGAAGAAUAAUUCCUCUCCCACAGUGGAAAGCAAAUCCUGAGACGGACCCAGAGGCCCUGUUCAGUAAAGAUCAGCUGGUUCUGGCUCUCUAUCCACAGACCACCUGCUUUUACAGAGCUCUGAUCCACACACCACCGCAUCGGCCUCAAGAUGACUACUCGGUUCUGUUUGAGGACACAUCUUAUGCUGAUGGUUAUUCUCCACCUCUUAACGUCGCCCAGAGAUAUGUAGUGGCCUGCAAGGAGAACAAGAAGAAGUGACCGAAAUGUACGAAAGCAGGAUGUUGUGUUUAGAAAGAGCCUGCAUGAUUGGUGUGAUUGAAUUGAGAGUUUGUUCUGUUUUAAUGUGCAUUCGUCUCCUUUUUUUGUUUUGUUAACAUGUACAUAUUACUGGGCCGUAUAUUUUGUACUGCAUCUUUUUCACUCUGUUUUUGUGGAUCUAAAUGCAAAUGAGUUGUGCUAAAGUAAAUAAAUCCUGUUCGUUUGAAUGAAAAAAGGCACACAAAUAUAUUGUCUGGACUCUAAACAAUUCAAAAACACAAGUUUUUAAGUAAAACUACGACAGAUAUUCAGGCAUACAUAAUCCAAAUAAUGUCAAUCAGUAUAAUCUUUUUACGGCAGAUGUUUUUUAAAUCAUUUUGUAUAAUACUUUUAAUAUAUUUAAUUACAAUCUUGAUCUUGAAUUACAUUAUUAUUGUUAUUUUAAGAAUAAUCUAUACUUUUAGAUUAAAGCAUAAAGGCUAUUACUGUA
Danio rerio (zebrafish) is the source of this 1615-nucleotide messenger RNA. NCBI's taxonomy places the organism in Eukaryota, Metazoa, Chordata, Actinopteri, Cypriniformes, Danionidae. The record is from RefSeq and is a predicted model, not a curated record.